This is a messenger RNA of Salvia splendens (bonfire salvia), 568 nucleotides long. RefSeq lists its product as uncharacterized. The coding region runs from base 94 to 426 and encodes 110 amino acids. NCBI's taxonomy places the organism in Eukaryota, Viridiplantae, Streptophyta, Magnoliopsida, Lamiales, Lamiaceae. The transcript has a single exon. Gene Ontology annotation, cellular component: cytoplasm; nucleus. The record is from RefSeq and is a predicted model, not a curated record.
UCACUCACUCCCAAAAAAAGCUUCAGCAAAAAGAGAAUAAAUUUCUAAAAUUGCUUCCAUUCUUCGAAAAUUUUAAUUAAUUCAGCUAGUAUUAUGGCGGAUUCAGGCAAUAGGAAAUCAUCGGCGCGGCGGCAAUCGAACAGGUUGCAGAGGAGAGCGCCGGCGUCGUUGCAGAUCGGUCCUGCGCCGGAGUGGAAGGCGGCGAUACCGCUUCUGUCGCCAUUGAUUCAAUCGCCGACCUCCGAUGAUGCGGCGUUGGAGGUCAGAUCUUGUUCUAAUAGUGGUACUGAGACGUCCGCCGCGGCGGUGGCUGAGAAGCCGGUGGUGGUUAUGAAAAAGUGGCAGCAUCCAGCUGCGCCGUUCGGCUAUGAGCCGGCGCCGUUUAUGCCUUUUGUACAGAUUGGAGUUUCUGAAAGAUUAGGAUAAUUUCUAUAUAUCUUUUUAAUUUUUUUCAUUACCUGAUUAAUUUUUUGUUUUUUACAAUUAAUUGUAUUUUGGAUGUUAAUUAUUCAUGUGAAAUUAUGGUAAAUAUAAUUUAGGAAUCGAACAACAUUUAUAAUUGAGAUAA